This is a messenger RNA of Nerophis lumbriciformis (worm pipefish), 936 nucleotides long. The record is from RefSeq and is a predicted model, not a curated record. Lineage: Eukaryota; Metazoa; Chordata; Actinopteri; Syngnathiformes; Syngnathidae.
AUGGCGUCAACGGGCACUCAGCUGCUGGCGAGCGCUCUGUGCCUGCUGGGCUGGGCAGGUGUGCUUAUCAGCUGUUUGCUGCCCAUGUGGCGAGUAACGGCGUUCGUGGGCAGCACCAUCGUCACCUCGCAGACGGUGUGGGAGGGCAUCUGGAUGAGCUGCAUUGUGCAGAGCACCGGUCAGAUCAUGUGCAAGCCUUAUGAAUCCACAUUGGCGCUCAGUGCUGACCUGCAGACGGCCCGAGCCCUCACCACUUUGGCAGUCCUGACCGGUGGUGUUGGCCUUGUCCUGGCCUUUGUUGGGGGUAAGUGCACCCGCUUCCUGGACCAUGAGGGGUCCGGGUCCAAAGGCAGGGUGGCGGUGGCGGCGGGGGCUGUUCUGGCACUGGCGGGACUGCUGUGUCUGAUUCCAACCUCGUGGGUGGCUGGCGCCAUCGUCCGCAAGUUCUACAGCGCCGCCAUCGACGCUCAGCGGCGCGAGAUAGGCGCCUGCCUCUACAUCGGCUGGGGGGCGUCCAUCCUUCUCAUCUUGGGGGGAGGGCUCUUCAUCAGCUCUACGUGUCCCCUCAAACCGCAUCAGGCCAACAAGAGUCCAUCGGCUCGGUACCUGAUGGUCCGCUCCUCCACCGGAUCCCUCCGGAGAGUCCCGGCAACGAGGCCGACAGGGACCGUUUUCAGUGGUCCACCUAGCUACCGGACGGCCUCCGCCAAGUCGGAGCCAGCUGUUGGCACCGCCUGGGGCUCCGAGCCCAAGCACAACUCAGAGAAGUCCUGGGCGCCGUCCACCAAGUCUGAGCUGAAGCGCCUGGACUCGGCACCCUCAGAGAAAAGCGAGGCACCGUCCGCCGAAUCUCAACUGAAGCACGACAAGACUUUGGACUCGGACGAUAGCCAGGAUGAAGAUACGUCGUUCAACCCUUCAAAGACUUACCUCUGA